AUGUUUCGGUCUCUGCAACGCCUCCUUUGCUUUUCCUUGCCUAAAGAUCUCGACGGGACAGAUUCAACAUUCAACACCACAAAGAGCGUCAUUCGCCUCACCUCACUCCGAAAGUCCACUACCUCGACCCAUCGUCCAGCACCCGGGACACGAGAGCAAAAUGCAGCAACGGCAACGGCACGCCCGGUUUCUCCCACGUACAGUACAACCAGCACCCGUAACUAUACCCUCGCUUCAGAUGCAGAGACCCUGGUCACCGCUGCCACUUCUGCAACCACUCAAACCUCCUCCUUGUCGCCCGAAGCGGUAGUCAGCCUAGACACCAUUCCAUCUUGGGAUAACGGUACACCGUAUAUCCCGAUGCUGCAGCCGGAUGGCUCGUUGAGACCGCCACAAAUAGCAUUUGGUGGCUAUGGCACCUUCGGGGGCCAGUUCGUUCCGGAAUCUAUCAUGGGAUUCCUUCACGAGCUGACCUCGGUCUUUGAAGCCGCCGUCUCAGACCCCUCCUUCUGGGCGGAGUACGCCACUUUCCAGCGCCCGCAGUAUACGCCGUUGAUGUUGGCCAGCAAACUAACAGAUACCGCGAAGGGGGCCAAUAUCUGGCUCAAAAGAGAGGAUCUGAAUGAUUACGGCAGCCACAAGGCCCGCAAUGUCAUCGGCCAGCUCCUGCUGGCACGUCGAAUGGGCCGUACUGAAGUCGUCACUGACUGUGCGGCAGCCAAACAUGGUAGCUUCACCGCGGCAAUGUGUGCGCGUUUUGGGCUGCGAUGCGUGAUUAUAAUGGGCGAAGAUGACGCACACGCGCAGGAAGAAGAUGUCCUCGAGAUGAAGAUGCUCGGGGCAAAGAUCCUGACCGCACGUACUCCUUCUGGCAUGGGCUCGCUGCGUGCUGCAAUCACCGAAGCACUACGCUAUUCGGUCUGCAACUAUGAGACCGUGUAUUACCUGAUGGGAGGCCCGGUGGGUCCUAGUCCCCUGCCAACCCUGACUCGCACGUUCCAGGCGCUCCUCGGUGAGGAGGUCGCAGUCCAGAUGCACGAGGCAGCCGGGUGCCGGCCGGAUGCUGUCGUCACCGCCGUUGGCAGUGGCUGCGGCGCGGUUGGACUCUUCAGGCCUUUUCUCGACUUAUCUGGCAUUCGCUUGGUCGGAGUGGAGGGUUCCCAGGCGGCUGCGUUGACCGAGGGCUCAAUGGGUGUUCUCCAGGGUUCGCGAACGUUGAUGCUUCAGAAUGAAGACGGGCAGAUCAUCGACUCUCACUCAAUCUCGCCAGACAUGAACAUUUCGACAGUGGGGCCCGAGGUGGCUCAUUGGAAGAGCAUUGGGCGGAUUGAAAUCCGGACGGCGACCGACGCGGACGCCCUGGACGGGUUCAAAAGUCUGCACCAGCACGAGGGGAUCGUGUCUGGGCUGGACUCGAGUCACGCGGUAAAUACGGCCAUGGCCUUAGCGAGGGAGCUGGGGCCUGGCAAGAAUGUGGUUCUGAUGGUGACGGGGGCCGAUGGCAUUGGGAUGCAUGCGAGGUUGGAUGUUUGA
Messenger RNA from Penicillium argentinense, 1533 nucleotides. Its product is annotated as tryptophan synthase. Gene Ontology annotation, biological process: L-tryptophan biosynthetic process. The transcript has a single exon. The coding region runs from base 1 to 1533 and encodes 510 amino acids. Gene Ontology annotation, molecular function: tryptophan synthase activity. The record is from RefSeq and is a predicted model, not a curated record. Gene Ontology annotation, cellular component: cytoplasm. NCBI's taxonomy places the organism in Eukaryota, Fungi, Ascomycota, Eurotiomycetes, Eurotiales, Aspergillaceae.